This is a messenger RNA of Solanum verrucosum, 983 nucleotides long. RefSeq names its product glutathione S-transferase DHAR2-like. The record is from RefSeq and is a predicted model, not a curated record. The transcript is spliced from 6 exons. NCBI's taxonomy places the organism in Eukaryota, Viridiplantae, Streptophyta, Magnoliopsida, Solanales, Solanaceae. Gene Ontology annotation, molecular function: glutathione dehydrogenase (ascorbate) activity. Bases 200 to 832 code for a protein of 210 amino acids. Gene Ontology annotation, biological process: protein glutathionylation; ascorbate glutathione cycle; cellular oxidant detoxification.
AAAACCUUUGAGUGUGUUUUUUUUUAAUUUUUCAAAUUCUUAGAAAAAUCCACCCAUAUCCCAACAUUGAUAAUUGGACAUGUGGAAAAUGCUUUAAAAAGGACACUAUAUUAUUGUACACUCCCCACACACAAGGAACACACCCAAUUUGUGAGCCAUCUUCUUCAGAAUUCUCUAGUGAAGUUUCUGUUCAUCAAAAAUGGCUGUUGAAGUUUGUGUCAAGGCUGCUGUGGGUGCCCCUGAUGUCCUUGGAGACUGUCCAUUUAGCCAAAGGGUACUUCUGACAUUGGAGGAAAAGAAAGUGCCUUACAAGAAGCACUUGAUCAAUGUUAGUGACAAGCCCAAAUGGUUCUUGGAGGUGAACCCGGAAGGGAAAGUUCCCGUGAUCAAUUUUGGUGACAAAUGGAUCCCGGAUUCUGAUGUCAUUGUUGGGAUUAUUGAAGAGAAAUAUCCAAAUCCCUCUCUCAUUGCUCCCCCUGAAUUUGCCUCUGUGGGCUCAAAAAUAUUUCCUACCUUCGUCUCGUUUCUGAAGAGCAAGGAUUCUAGUGACGGUACUGAGCAGGCUCUCCUUGAUGAACUGAAGGCUUUGGAAGAGCAUCUCAAGGCUCAUGGACCAUAUGUCAAUGGGGAGAAUAUUUGUUCAGUUGAUAUGAGCUUGGCUCCAAAACUGUACCAUCUCGAGGUGGCUCUUGGACACUUCAAGAAGUGGAGUGUGCCUGAAAGCUUGAGUCACGUGCGUAAUUACAUGAAGCUGCUCUUCGAGCGAGAGUCGUUCCAGAAAACCAAGGCUGAAGAAAAGUAUGUCAUCGCGGGGUGGGCUCCAAAGGUUUAACGCAUGAACUGACUCGAAACUGUAAUCGUGUUUUGUCUCGGGUAGUUAGCAGUUCGAUGGGUGCAGCAUUAUGAACGUGAUCUAUAUAGUAUGAUCUAAAUAAAAACGUUCAUCGUUGGUCUGUCUAUCGAUCAAUCCUUGUACUGUUUGU